GGUCUGUGCUGUGUUUAAAAUUCAAAUUCGAAAUUAAUCGAAUUAAAUAUUGCAAAAAUAGUCAACAAUUUGCUGAAUUCGUUUGCCAAACGAGCGGAACCAACAACAAAACAUUUGAAUGACGAAUUUAAUGAGCUGAAAAAAACGCCAAUCACUUUCACACAUUGCAUAGAUGAAAAUUGAAACAGCCGACAACAAAGACGAGCAGCGGCCGUCGACGCCGACGUCGACUGAGGCAGCGACAGCGACUGUGGGCGCAUUGAUUACAUUUUCAUAAUCAACGAAAUACAAGAAAAAGCAACAGCAACAAAAAAUAACUCACAAAAAAGUAAAAAGAAAAAGAAAAAGAAAAAAGUUGCAGUUGGUUUCAAUGAAAAUCGCAUAAUGGAGACAACACCUGAAUCGUGUGGCACAGCACGCGAUUCUGUGGAGGCGUUGGAACUGGAGGCGGAUACGGCGGAGACAGAGGCGGCAGCAGAGCCAGCGACAGCAGCAGCAGCAGCAGCGGCAGCGGCAGCAACAGCGACUGCGAUUGCAGCCAACAACAUGUCCGAGUUAGAGCCCGCAGCUCUGGAUGCUUUGGAUGGGGACAACGACCAACAAAAGCAAAACAACGAUUCGCUGCAGCCGCAUUCACUGGAGCCCAUCUCCAUGGACGAUAUACCGGAGCCCAUCAAAGUGCUGGAUGAUAUCAUAUCGGAGUUCGAAGAGGCAACCACCAAGCCGGCAGCACUGCAUUGCAACAGCGGCGAGAAUCAAUCAGAAGACGAUGGCUACAUGAGUCUGAGUCGCAAAAACAUGUCUAAAAAGGACUCGGAGGAUGUGCCACAAACACCCAGCACGGACACCGUGCCCGAGGGCAGCUUCAACGAGGUUGAUGGCACCGCUGAGAAUCUAACCAAAUUAUCCGAGGCGGAGCACAGCAGCCAGGAAGCGACAACGCCGCUCAUACAGACAACGCUGCCCAAGGCACGUAGCGCCAAUUCGACGCCAGCCACCAGCUCCAACUACUCGAGUCUGCCCUGUUGUGGUGCACGUGCCUCAAAUUUGACUGCCACCUCGACGUGCAGCUCGUCGAAUGGUCUGGAGGCGACAGCCACACGCACCGGCAGCUGCAAUGGGGAGCGCAAUGUGCUGGGCAUAGACAUCAGCGCGGUGCACAAUGCCGUGCUGCGCGGCAAUCUGGCCAAGUUGCCGGAGCCAAUGCUGAACGAGCAUCCUGUGACCAUCUAUCCAGGGCCAUCGGCCAAGGCGAGUGGCGACGGUGGGCGCGGCAAGCGUUUGGUGGAGAAGCACAAGGCUGUGUGCCACAUGCUGAAUCCACAUUCUAUUAGCUCCAGCUCCUCGUCGGGCUCGCAGCACACGUCCAGCGGCGAGGCCUCGCCGGCGGCGUCCAAUAUGAACGUGGCCACGGCCAAACAGCAGCAACUGGACGACUAUUCCGAGGAUUCCUUGGAGGAGUCAACCAUCUCGACAGACCUAACGCCCGUCAAGCAGAACGGCGUCGCCUGGGAGAUACACUUCAAGAGCAAUAAAAAGAAGUCCAGCGGCAGCGCAAAGAAAUCAAAUUCGACAGCCGUCAAAAAGCAGCAGCAGCAGCAGCAGGAUAACAAUCUGGCUGAUUUCAACAAGAGUUUCGCCUACAACGAACAGAGCAUGCUGGGCAAGGGCACCUUUGUCAUACGCCGCUCCACGGGCAAGAAGCCGCCACGUGCCGCUGACAUUUUCUGCAUACCAAAGCCGCCGCGCAGCUCCCUCGGCGCCGGCGCCAUUAGCAACGAGUUCUAUACGAGCGACAGCGAGCCCAGUGAAUCGACGCCGUUGCCACCGCCACCGGCGCCCGCCGAAAUCAAUUUCAUCUACAAAGAGUGCGAAGCGGCAGCGGCGCAAACGCGACGUGGCCUGGAAAUGGCAGCGGCACACAGAGCUGCGCUCUCCUUGGAUAUAGCCGAGGCCACCGAGCAUCUGAUCAAUAAGCCGAUCAAGAGCAAGACGGCCAUGUUGACGGAGAAGCGUCUCAGCGCCGAAUCCAUGCCGGACAACACCUCCAGCAGCGAGGAGUUUGACGAGGCGCGUCUCAAUGGCAACGGCUACGAGCUGUACGGCUAUAAUGGAAGUGAACAACGCGUCUCGACAGCGACCACGCCUCACACAGAUCUGGCGCCUACCUUGGAGGAGGACGAGGAGUCUGACUUUAGCUACGGCUGUGCGCCGCUCAAGCAGAUCGAGCACAAUAUCAGCGCGCUGCUGCGUGGCGAUAUACCGCUGCCUGGCCAGCUGAUUCAGGCGAAUGGCUGCAGCAGUGGAGCUGCUGCAGUUACUGGAGGUGGAGCUGCCACUGGUGCUGCUGCUACGACUGCUGCUGCUGCCGCCGCCGCCGCUGCUGCUGCCGCUGCUGCUGCUGCUGCGGAGCUGCAUGCCAAACGUGUGCUGGAGUUCCGUCCGGGCGUGCAUAAGUCGGAGAGCGCGAAAGAGAUGCUGUUAUCGCAGAACAUCGGCUUUGGCCCGUUGCCACCGUCGCCGCCCAGCUCCAAUCCGGACAUGUUCGACUAUGAUGCGCCAUUGCCGCCGUCGCCGGUGGAGCCACGCAAGCCACUCGAGCUGCCAGCAGCUGCAACAACGGCAGCCACUGCCAAUCGUGGCACCACCGUGGUCGAGGUGCACGCCACUGCCUCGGGCGCUGCGGUGCAUAGCAGCAAUAGCCAUACGCGACGCAGUCGCGACAACGUGGCUGCAGUGCGUCAUUUCAACGAUGAGCUGCCGGCGCCGCCAGCACCGGCACAUCAAUCGAAUAGCUUUGUCGACGGCUUGCCAGGUCCACCAUUGGCGCCAGCCGUGCCGCCACACCGUGCGGGUCAUUCGUUGAACACGAUGAAAUCGUGGAGCAUUGAUUCACAGUAUCGCAAGAGAUCGCCCAAAUUGUUUGGCUAUAGCAGCGGCAGUGGCAUCACCACGCCCACUGGCUUGGGCGGCAUGCCGCCGCUGCCACAGCCGCCGAUGGGCACCAUCGGCUCCUGCGAUGGCGGCUCUGUGGCCGGCACGGGCUCCUAUCAGCGACGCUAUAUCAACUAUGGCACCAAGCGCAGCUUGAAGCAGUCGCCGCGCGAAGAGCAUCGCCUGCAAACCUCAUGUAGUCUUCCUGAAACGCCAAUCUUUGCCAGAGGCUGUGACAUACCACGUACGCCAUAUCGUCGCCAAAAUGAUCCCAUUCCUGUGAGUGGCUCCCGCACAGCGCCACGUUCCAGCACAUCGAAUAGCAUCAAUAUGGGCAACUCCAUCCUGGGCAUAGGCGCUGGCGCCUAUGGCACCGCUCAAAUCUGCCGUCAGCGUUCGAUCAAUCACGCCUUAGCCUCCAAUGAAAUGCUGCGCAUGACUGGCGCUCCAGCACGCGGCUGGUAUCCCAAGCAGCGCAACAUGCGUCCCGCUUCCACGGAGAACAUUGAUCGCUUGGCCUCGGUGCGCGUCUGGGACAAUCCGGCUGGCAUGUCCGGCACGGGUCAAUCCCGCAAGCCGCUCACCCUGCCGCCCAAUCUGACGCCCUCCUUCUUGAACAAGUCGCCGCGCGAAGCGCUACGUCGUGUCACCAGCUUGCUAAUCACCAAGAAGAAGCACAACAAGGAGCGCAAGCACAAGGCCUACAGUGAUCUGCCCAUGGAUGACAGCAAUAGCAAGCAUGCCUAUGAAUUUGAAACUGGUUCCACCAAGCGCAAGGAGAGCAGCAGUCGCAGCAAGGACACUGCCGCCGUUGCUGCUGUCGGUGCCACGCCCAAGGCCAAAAAGAAGGGCCUCUUCAAGACGCUGUGGAAGCGCACGAAAACCGCCUCGCUGGAUCAAUAGAGCAGCCAAAACAACAACAACAACAACAACAACAAAUUAUAUACCAAAUGUCAACUUGUUUACGAACGAAGCCAAAACACUGCCCCAACAUCCCAGCUAAUCCAACUACUUUGGAUAUGCACACACACACACUCAUAUAUAUGUACAUGUAUAUGUUUUUAAAGAACGUUGAUAAUAACCGCACCUCUAUAUGAACACACACACAUAUAUAUAUAUAUAUGUAUUAUAACCCGAAACUCACCUGCUCAGCCAUCAAUUUCAAUCACGCGCAUACGAUUCGAA
Messenger RNA from Drosophila hydei, 4119 nucleotides. RefSeq lists its product as uncharacterized. Bases 385 to 3837 code for a protein of 1150 amino acids. NCBI's taxonomy places the organism in Eukaryota, Metazoa, Arthropoda, Insecta, Diptera, Drosophilidae. The transcript has 11 exons. The record is from RefSeq and is a predicted model, not a curated record.